AUGGUUUUAUACAAGAGAAAACCAAUAAUUCUUCCAGAUCCGCUACCUCUACCGGCUGACCUCAAUGUUUAUGUGUGGCAUAUUGAUGAAACUGGAGAAUGGUUUUAUUCUUAUGAAGAAUAUUUAAGAAGAUUGGAUUUUUAUAUGAGACACCAUUUCACAUGUGAAAUUACUGGUACUUCGUGUCUAACCUUUUUCCAAGCUUUAGAUAGUGAAGAAGCACAAUUUAAAUAUGUCGAAGAAAAAUUCCCAUUGAAACUUAGAGAACCAGUAGCAAGAUUUUUGCAUUUCAACGUAAUUAAAAGAUUAGAUUCUCUAGUGGAACAGGUGUACGGAAAGUUUAAGAAUGAUUACUUCCCAGGGGAAGUAGUAUAUUUGCGUAGGCCCAAAGAUUUAAACCCAGCGGUUGGAGCUGGAGCUGCUACUGUCUCUACUAUAUCAUCGUCAUCAUCGUCAUCACAUAAUCCUACAACAAGUGGAUUAGAUGCUACUGGCCAACCACAAUAUCAAAGUCCUUACAUUGUAAAAGAGAAGGCGCAAUUUAACGCAACAGUAGAUCCACGAACUGGCUCUGUAUUGGUUCCAGGUCAUUGUAAAUAUAUGCUAAUCGAGGAUGAUAACCAUUUGUAUGAAAAUGGACAACGUUCGCAACCAACUCGGGAACCUACUGGAAAAUCUAUCAUCGUAGAUCAGUCUCAGAUAUACAGAGAUAGAUCAUCUUUUACUAAACACCUUAUUAAAUGUUUCUUCAAGAUUACACUUCAUAAAGCGUCUUCGAAAACUGGUGCUCCUUGGUCUGUGAAACCAGAAUAUUUGAGUAUGUAUGGACUAACAAUGAAUUGGCCACCCGAGUUGGUUCAAUAUAAGGAUGACGAACCUGCAAUCGAAGAAAUUUCUGUUUUAGAAGCUCCUGUUGACGAAACUAAUGGAGAUAGUAAGAAAACUAAAGGAAAAAAUAAAAGAAAGAAAGACUCUGAAUCUAAUGAAAAUGAUAUUGAGGAUGAAACGAAUGGAAAAUCUAACAAGAAGAAGAAACCUAGUAAUAAUGAUAUUCCGGAUGUUGAAAAUGUUGCUGUGAAGACCGAACCAUCUAUCGAACCACCUGUUGUGCUAAAUACAAUUAUAGAUGAUCUAGAAAUACCUUUCAAACAAGACGAGGAACCAUUUAUGGCUAAUUUACAGUAUUACAACAACAACCUGGAAAGUGUACAUUUAUCAGAUAUCACUACAAAUCCUCUCCAUAAUCUUCCUCAUUUCGAAAGAGUCUUACAAAUAUACCAAUUUUUGAUUAGUUUUAGCGAUACAUUACUGUUAUCAAGAUUUAAUUUUGAUCAAUUUAUCACUUCUAUUAAGUGUACAAAUGGAUAUGAACUAAUCGGAGAAGUCGUAGAAGUUUCUGUUCAAAAAGAAAUGGAUUCAAAAAUUGAGUCUAUCGAAAAUGGUGAUGGCGAGAACGGUUCUGAAUCUGAUCAGUCGGAGGAUGGAAACAAUAGUGAUAUGGAAUCUGAUCCAAUAAGUGAUUGGAAUAGAAACUCCAAAAUUCGUAAAAUGAUUGAAGCAAAAACAUUGAAUUCAAAUGAACCUUUAAAAUACGAUAUAUUAAAAAAUGACCCAGCAUCGGAUGAUGUUAUUGAUGACGUGAAUAAUAACGGUUCGGCUAUUCUCGUGGAGUCCUUUGUGUCGUUACUGUCAUUAUUUAUUAAUGAAAAGGGGGAAUGGAUUACAAUUGUCUCUGAAGAUUGGUAUGACUUGCCCCAUGAAUUUCCAGAGAUAAUAGUCGAUGAAGAAGAGAAGGCAACGAUUCAUGGAGUUCAGAAUAAUAUGAAAACAGAAAAUGAAGACGAUACAAAAGAUAGUCCAAAAGAAGGUGAACAAAAAAUUAAUAAAGAUGAACAUGAACAGGAGAGUUCUGAUGAUGAAAUGUCUGAAGAAGAGGAACGUGUAGAAAAAUGUUUGAAUUUCCGUAACGUACAUUGGAGUGAAAGACUGACAAAAAGACAAUUCAGCAACCAUUUUUGGUUGAUUAUUUUACUAGGUAUUUUCCAAGAUAGUUCAGCAGUGCCAAAAUACACGAAGUUUAUCAAGCUCGUCACCGAAAAAUUAAUUCCGGCACAUAUAUCUGCCUCACACUUACCAAAGCAGUUAUGGAGAAACUUCUGUCGCGAACUCUCCUUUUCCGAAAAAAUUGAAGCGUUAUGGGUAUUAGUAGAUAUGGUCACACAUUAUUCUCAGGAUAUCAAACAAGCUGUUGAUGACUCCCUAGAGCUAUCUAACCAAAUUAGAUCUGAAAAAUUUAAAAUAGCUAGAGAAAUUAAAAGUUUGAUCUCUGAGCUAUGUAAAAUUAACUCUGAUACAGAUGUUCAACAAUAUAGGGAUCUCCAGGCUAAAAUCGAUAGCCUUCAAAACGAUAAGACAUUUUUAGAAAAACAAAUUUUAGAAACUGAACUACAAAGAUUAAAGCCGCUUGGUGUAGACCGUUAUGGUAAUCGUUUCUUUUGGUUUGGUCUUUCAGGUGUACCAGUAAAUACAUAUACGGAGGAAGAAUUAAAUGAAAACAAUACUGAACUCAAUUAUUCCACGGGUAGAUUAUUCAUCCAAGGACCAUCAAGACAAAUGGUAAAAUAUCUUUUAAAGAUAUCAGACGAAGAAAUAAGUAAUUGGAAAUGGAUAAGUGAAAAGGCUGGUAAAACUUCUGCGACAAAGGAAGUCUUCCAAGUUUAUAGGCGUGAGGAUGGUUCUAUGUGGCAUAUUAGUCCUGAAAAUAAUGGUGUUGAAGUUGAACUUCUAUCUAACAAAGGGAAAUUAAAUUCUUCAUUUGAAUUAUCAAAUAUUCAAAAGAUGAUAUUAGACGAAACACCUGAGUAUCUUCUAUUAGAUGAUGAAAUGUGGUACUCUGUUAACAAUGUUGAUGAUUUAGCUUCGAUACUUAACAGACUCAAUAUUUGGGGUAGAAGGGAGCACGACCUUUUAAGACAAUUUAGAAACACCACCUUGGAUAUCGAGAACACUAUGCUUGUACGAAACAAAAUUUUAAAUCCACCUGAGUUCAGCAAUGAAGAAAAUGACUUACUUGAGGAAUUAAAUAAGAACGCACUAACGACCACUGAACUUCUGGUAGGUAAAGAAGGACAGAACAAAACAACUUUCGAAAACAAGGAAAAAACCAAAGAAGAAGUUGAUGAAGAUAGACUCGAUAUCGUAGAAGUAAGAUUAGAUGAAAUUGCAGAUGAGAUUAUGAAUCUAGAAGAUUCUUCAAAAACGCGAACCAUAUUAACUCAAAUCAAAUCUCUAGAAGAUGAAAGGGAUGAACUCUUAGAAGAGAAAGAACAAAAGAAGAACCUACAGAGACCAGGUGGACGUAUCUUAGCCCGCUCUGAAAAAAGGAGAAAUACAAUCUCUAGAGACAACAAAUUGUCCAAACAAUCGGAGUUACUUACUGAUCUUAUAAAUUACAGACAUUUCAAAGCUAUGGAGGAUGUCAUACGAUGGAAGAAUAAUAUCGCAAUAAAACGUUUUGGAUCAGAAUUGAGAAAGUCUACUUCUAGCAAGAAAAAUUACAGUAUGAAGGAAUUAGUACCCACGAUAUCUGAGAAAAUGGAAAAUAUUUUAAAAGAAUUAGAUUCAAUGAAAUGA
Molecule: messenger RNA, 3633 nt
Organism: Maudiozyma barnettii
Lineage: Eukaryota; Fungi; Ascomycota; Saccharomycetes; Saccharomycetales; Saccharomycetaceae
Gene: ITC1
Product: Itc1p
Exons: 1
Coding region: 1-3633 (1210 amino acids)
Source: RefSeq, a predicted model, not a curated record